Aplosporella prunicola CBS 121167 is the source of this 1458-nucleotide messenger RNA. RefSeq lists its product as uncharacterized. Bases 1 to 1458 code for a protein of 485 amino acids. Gene Ontology annotation, biological process: glycerophospholipid biosynthetic process. Lineage: Eukaryota; Fungi; Ascomycota; Dothideomycetes; Botryosphaeriales; Aplosporellaceae. The transcript has a single exon. Gene Ontology annotation, cellular component: mitochondrion. The record is from RefSeq and is a predicted model, not a curated record.
AUGCCUACCUACGACGAGAACGACCUUGCUACCCAGGCGCCCACUGAGGCUCCCAGGACCGAGAGCGUCAGCCAGAACACUCUGCCUAUCCCCGGCGAGUCUGACGAUGGCCCCAUUGAGGUUCCUGCCACCAGGUCCUCCAUCUCUGAGGCGCACAAGUACAUGCACAACCUGAGCGUCUCCCCCUCCAUGAAGGAGAGGAGGGGUUCCCGCAACUCUUUCGGUACCGCCCUUCCCAUCCCCAGGUCCAAGAGGCAGUCCCGCCUCUCCUCCGUCGCCUAUGCCGAUGGCCGUCCCUCGCGCCCGGGCAUGCCCCCCAUCCAGCCCACCCGUGAGCUGCUGGCCUCCCAGAUUCAGGACAUGUCCGCCGAGAAGGUCACCAAGGCCAAGGACAUGGCCUUCGUCUUCGACAUUGACGGUGUCCUGGUCCACGGUGACCGUCUGAUCCCCGAGGGCAAGCGUACCCUUGAGAUCCUCAACGGUGACAACGAGCUCGGCAUCAAGAUCCCUCACAUUUUCCUGACCAACGGCUCUGGUAAGCCCGAGGCGCCCCGUUGCGAGCAGCUCUCCAAGAUUCUGGGCAACCCCAUCUCCACCGAGCAGUUCAUCCAAUCCCACACUCCCAUGAGUGCCCUGGCUGAGUACUACAAGACUGUCCUCAUUGUCGGUGGUGAGGGCUACCGCUGCCGUGAGGUCGCCGAGCAGUACGGCUUCAAGGACAUUGUCGUCCCCAACGACAUUGUCGCGUGGGACCCCACCAUCGCGCCCUACCGCGUCUUCACCGCCGAGGAACGUGCCAGCUCCAGGCCCCGUGACUUCAGCCAGACCAACAUUGAGGCUAUCAUGGUCUUCUCCGACUCCCGCGACUACGCCACCGACAUGCAGAUCAUCAUGGAUUUGCUCCGUUCUGAGAACGGCCGCCUCGGCACGAUGGCCAAGGACCCUGUCUCCCAGCGCAUCCCCAUCUACUUCUCCCAGGGUGAUCUUCUGUGCCCCAGCGAGCACUGGACUCCCCGUAUGUCCCAGGGUGCCUUCCGCAUCGGUCUUGAGGCCAUGUACCGUGCUCUGACCGGCGUCGACCUCGAGCGUGUCGUCUACGGCAAGCCUGAGUUGGCCACCUACAAGUACGCCGACGAGGUCAUCGCCUCCUGGAUGGAGGUCAUCCACAACGAGGAGAAGCUGCCCAAGAACAUCUACAUGAUCGGUGACAACCCGGCCUCCGACAUCGUCGGUGGUAACAUGUACGGCUGGAACACCUGCCUGGUCCGCACUGGUGUCUACCAGGGCGAGGGCAACGACGACGAUAACCCCGCUUCCGUUGGUGUCUUCCCCAACGUCCUCGAGGCCAUCAAGACCGCCAUCAAGCGUGAGCUUGGCGAGGAGUUCAAGUUCGAGUUCGACGAGAAGAUCAACCCCGUCCUGCACGGCGACCGCUCUUCCGCCGCUGCCAUUGAGUAA